UACCCUCUCUCUCUCUCUCUCUCUCUCUCACAGGCUUUCGACACAGAGGGUUUAUGCAAUGGCAGAUGCAGAAAGUCCAGCUGGUGGAAGCCACGAAAGUGGUGGCGAACAGAGUCCACAUGGUUCUUCUUCUGCUGCGCGUGAACAAGAUCGUUACUUGCCUAUAGCUAAUAUAAGCAGAAUCAUGAAAAAAGCUUUACCUUCAAAUGGAAAAAUUGCUAAGGAUGCUAAAGAUACCAUGCAAGAAUGUGUUUCUGAAUUCAUCAGUUUUAUUACCAGCGAGGCAAGUGAGAAAUGCCAGAAAGAGAAGAGAAAGACCAUUAAUGGUGAUGAUUUGUUAUGGGCUAUGGCUACUUUAGGAUUUGAAGAUUAUAUAGAACCACUUAAGGUGUACCUAGCAAGGUACAGGGAGUUAGAGGGUGACAGUAAAGGAUCUGUUAGAAACGAUGGAUCUGGUAGACGGGAUCAAGUUGGUCAUCCAGGUCAAAAUGCUCAGUUUGUUCAUCAGGGUUCUUUGAACUAUAUUGAUUCUCAGGUGCAUCCACAACAUCUGGUUAUGCCUUCAAUGCAAAACCAUGAAUAGAUUAGAUGCUUCUCCUCUUUCACCAUUUCCCUAGCAAAAGAAAAGAUGCUUCUCCUCGUCUCAUUUAUGUCACAUUAAUGCUUGUGCCUGUGGGAUGAAUGGAAACAAUGAUUUGGUGAUUUUAAAUUUAGGUACUCGUGUGUGGAAAGCAUGGGUGUCAAAUUUUUGUUUCGAUAUUAAUGUAGAUUUUUAAUACAAUUACUAUUAUCAAGUUUAGCUGCCUUGCCCACUAAGGGAAGAUAAUGUGUUCUGCAUGUGAUUGGCCAUGUAACUUGUCAUGGUGAGUAGUGCCUGUUUUGAUAACUUUGCUUAGAUAUUAGUAUAUCAUUAAUACAAACUGCAGUUAUUGUCAAAGAAA
Messenger RNA from Trifolium pratense (red clover), 941 nucleotides. Its product is annotated as nuclear transcription factor Y subunit B-1-like. The record is from RefSeq and is a predicted model, not a curated record. The transcript is spliced from 7 exons. The coding region runs from base 59 to 583 and encodes 174 amino acids. Gene Ontology annotation, molecular function: RNA polymerase II cis-regulatory region sequence-specific DNA binding; protein heterodimerization activity; DNA-binding transcription activator activity, RNA polymerase II-specific. NCBI's taxonomy places the organism in Eukaryota, Viridiplantae, Streptophyta, Magnoliopsida, Fabales, Fabaceae. Gene Ontology annotation, biological process: regulation of transcription by RNA polymerase II. Gene Ontology annotation, cellular component: CCAAT-binding factor complex; nucleus.